This is a messenger RNA of Mizuhopecten yessoensis (Yesso scallop), 2937 nucleotides long. RefSeq names its product serine/threonine-protein kinase STY46-like. The transcript is spliced from 3 exons. Gene Ontology annotation, molecular function: protein kinase activity; ATP binding. The record is from RefSeq and is a predicted model, not a curated record. Gene Ontology annotation, biological process: protein phosphorylation. The coding region runs from base 16 to 1296 and encodes 426 amino acids. NCBI's taxonomy places the organism in Eukaryota, Metazoa, Mollusca, Bivalvia, Pectinida, Pectinidae.
CUGUGGGUUCCAUUGAUGGUUCUGGCUUUCUCGAUGGCAUUACCCGUGAUGGGUAUCAUAGCGGUCACGGAAAGUUUCAACGAAAAGCGGAUGUGUAAAAACUACAUCAAAAAUAAGAAAGCAUUCAUGGACAAAUGGGCUGAUGAAGUUUUAUUGAGGGUUUCACGGGAAGCAAUAGCAAGCAAACUAGAAAUGACAUAUCUGGAAUGUUUUUACAAAUGUUUGGAGCAGCUUUGUGAUUCUGUCAUCCCACGCCAGAUCGAAUCGGACCGUCAGUUGAUUGCUAAUAUUCAGCAGGAAGAGCGACACUCAUCAACGAUUCGUCGGCAAUAUUAUCCGCUUAAGGAACGAUGUCAGUAUAUGACUGGUAAACUGCUACUCGUACAAAUGGAAUACUUUUAUGAAGAUAAUAUUGUAAACAAGAACUUCACCAAGGGAGAGGAACUUGGAAAAGGAUCUUUUGCAAUUGUGUACAAAGCUGAAAUUGUUAUUGGAGACGAGCGGAAGUCUGCAGCAGUUAAAUGGAUGAAAAAUGCCCUAGAGGACUCCGACUCUUGCUACUCGCAAUUGACAGAGGUAUCAACGCUCCUCAAAUUUUCCCACGAUUGGAUUGUGAAACUGUUCGGAAUUUCCUACGAGGAGGUCGGCUCACACAAUCACCUCCAGAUCAUCAUGGAGCUCUGUGACUUCACUCUGUCCUCGCAGAUCUUCCCUGGAAACGACGGCAGUCCCGCCCCUGUAGCGUCAUGUAGUCAGUUCCCCCUUAAAUCUGACGAGAUAAAACCUUCUAUGGAAUUCUUCAAGAGGGUAUCGACGGAUGUUUGUAAGGGGCUGGUAUAUAUACACAAGAAAAACUUUAUCCACCGAGACCUCAAGCCCAGCAAUAUUCUGCUUCAAGGAAAACGUGCCAAAAUAGCUGAUGUAGGUCUGACGAGGGAGACGGACCUUAUCGAAGGGGAGUCAAAGGGCACUCAUUGUUACAUUGCCCCCGAGGUGAUCUUGAUGAAGCUGUACAGCACGGAGGUCGAUAUAUACAGUCUUGGUAUACUUCUGUGGGAGUUAUGGUACGGUGCCAAGGCGUACGAGCAGGAUGGUAUUACUGAAGACCGGAUCUUUGAGCUAUUUGAGCAAGUCAAGGCUGGACACAGACCGAGCUUCUACCAAGGACUGUCCCCACCGCCUGACUUACAGAAACUGAUGGAACAAUGUUGGCAUGAGGAUAUUAGAUGCAGACCUCAGGCAGGAAAAGUUUUCGAUACAGUCAAGGAUCAGAGUUUUUUAACCAGAUUGGAUUGAGUGCCAAGCUUUGCGAUGUUGAUGCAAUACCUUCUGUAUUACAGAUGCUGAGGAAAACGUGAAAGCAUGGAACAAUGGUAUUACGCUGGAAAAUUGUACGAUGUUUUAAAGACGAAAUUGAGAUAAAAAUGACCAAGCUAAAGUCAGCUAAAGUAACGCUUUCCUCCUUACUGGAACUGGGAAAAUUCUGUUAGCAUGGAUAUUUUGUUGACCUUUAUCAAAACAUUGAAAGGGAAAGUUAAGUUUUAGUCAAAUAAUAAAUAACUUUUUUUUUGCCGACCUUUAUUAAAACAUUGAAAGGGAUAAAUAACUUCUCGGUUUCUGCAGAUGAUUGCCAGUGUUUUUUCUGAACAAACUUCCCACUCUAUUGGUACACAUUUUUCCAUCGGUGUAGACUGAAGAUGGAUUUUUUUUAAUAAAAAGAUAUUUUAUAAAAUUUUAAAAGUUUGCUCAAUCAAUGAUUGCCUUGCUCAUAGUUCACACGUCCAACAUUGUCCUCUUAUUCAAUAUUGGGACUUUGCAUAAUUAAUAAUUCGAAAAAUAAUCACUAGAUAUGAUGAAAUGAUGCUACGGAAAUAUUUUAAAUAGAAAGUUUAUAGAAAGUUUAUAGAAAGUUGAACGCAUGGGCGUGCACGUACAAAGAUUCUCUAACGUAAUGUGGGGUAUUCUGGCGCCUGUUGACAUACAUGUACUUAUCAAGUGCCAUGCGUUUUCAACCAUACACCAACAUGCUGGCCACAGAGAAAAGCUUACAGCAUAGAAUGAAGCUGAGAUAUCACUACUCUCGAAAACAGCGUUUCAAGGCAAGACGUUUAUAUAAGGAGCUAUAACUGAUCAAUAAUUUAAUCAGUCUCGUAUGUUUCAUAAAUCCAAAAAAUCCAUGUUGUGUUGUUGUUGACAUUUCCUAGAUGUCAAAAUAAGUAGCUUGACAAAAAAACAUUCCACUCUCGGUAAUGAUUAGAGAAUUUCUACUUCAACUGCGCUGGUGAUUUACGCUUUGUAUAGGAAAUUUAAUUUCUAUCAAUAUCUAGCGUAAUUUAACCAGAAAUGAAAAUUGCACUAGAUCCCGAACGAAGUAAUAUUUCACUGACACAAAGCGUAUUUUGUGAUGAGUCGUCUAUCCUGUAACGACAGUGUUUAAAUGGUUCUCGAGUUAUCUGACUAAUCGUCAAAAAUCUGUUAUCUUUGGGAAUAAUGCUUCUUCUCUAAAAUGUGUAUCUGUGGGUGAAUCGCAGGGAUCUGUUCUUGGUCCUCUGUUGUUUUUAUUUUACAAUAAUUUGAUCUUGUUGAUCCUAUGAAAACAUUUACUAGGCUCUUUGUCCAUGAUUCUUCUCUCCAAGAUCCUUCUGCAGACUUGAAUGUGAUCGACAUAAUCUAUACCAUGAUAUUCAAAGCUUUGAAUUGUUCAUCUUGUCCACUUGAUAUAAAACCUAGCCUUGCUUGUAGUAAAGAACCGCUUCCUUUCACGAACUCUCGUUGUCAUCUUGGAGUGUUUCUUAGUAGUAACUGCAAAUGGCAUGACCAUGUGCAUCAAAUUAUCAAAACAGCUUCUUCUAAAGUCUCUGCAUUGAAACAAUUGAAAUAUGAAGUUAGUAAGGAUACAUUAAAUACUAUAUGCAUAAAGAACUUUGUGAUAAAAGU